Molecule: messenger RNA, 2641 nt
Organism: Brassica napus (rape)
Lineage: Eukaryota; Viridiplantae; Streptophyta; Magnoliopsida; Brassicales; Brassicaceae
Exons: 5
Coding region: 1064-2293 (409 amino acids)
Biological process (GO): multicellular organism development
Source: RefSeq, a predicted model, not a curated record
UUGGGAGCGACUGUAAAUAGAAAUAUCUUCAAAACAAUAUUCAUAUUAUGAAUUGACAAAGUUAUGGGUAAAAGAGUUAGAAAAUAUCUUCAUAAAAUUCUUGUCUAUAUAUAACUUGAUUAUUUUAAUAUUGCCUUUAAAAUAAGACAAAUAGUUUAUAUAAAUUUUUAAUCUAUUCUUAACUCACUAAAAACUUUAUAAAUAUUUUUGUUUGAAACUAAAAACUUUAUAAAUAUUAACCAAAAGAGUUGUUGAAAAUUCGAACGCAUUAUUCAAAUCGUUGAAUUACGAUUUUAUCUCUAAGUAUUCCGUACUUUACACGUUUGAAAAGACAAAAAGAAACUGAAUUCUGAUAAUCAUCGUUCAUUUUUUUUGUUUAAUGCUUAUGUAUAUGUGGUGAAGGAAAAAAAGAAAAUACGUGUGUAUUAGAGUAAAUGACACCAAAAUAAUGUAUAUGUACUGAGAUUGACCGCAUAAGAAGCUUUCCAUAUAACUAGUGCCCAUUAGAUCAUGAUUAAGCAGAGCUCUUAAUUUGAGAUUCUUGAGAUUCUUAAUUUAUGAUUUGAUAUUAUUUUUGUUUUUUUGUUUCCUUUUUACAUUUUUCGACUAAGAACCGACUCUUAUAUCUUUUAUUUAAGAGCCGAUUCUUAGCUUUUCUUAGUUAAAAGCUAAGAAGUGGUUCUUAACCGAAGCUCCACCCUAAGAACCCGGGUUAAUCAUGGUCUUACUCUGUAUAAUUACAAGAUUAGCAUCUCUCUCUCUCUCUCUUCUCUGCAUCAAUUUCAUUCACACAAGAUUCCAAACAACGAGAAUUGAUAGAAAGUGAGAUUUUCAGAAUUUAUUGUUUCUCUAGUCCUCUCUCAUCAUUAAAACACAUAUAGUCUCUCUCUCUCUCUCCAGAGAGCUCCAUAGCUUCUCCGGUCCUGACCAUUCCUCGAGUUCUUGAUCUUCCGUCUCCAUCUAAGAACCCUAAUUUAUUAUAUAUUCUCUCCUCCGUCUCCCCUCAUGUUGAGAUCAUCAGUAACUCUUUGUCUCGCUCCUCUCCGACUCACAGGACUCUGCCAUGGUUGUUGAUGCUGAAUCAUCCUUCUCAACAAGGCUUCUUCAUUCAUGUGGGGUUUCCAAUAGUUUUGCUUUUAUGAGGUUAUUACAAAAAGCUCAUCACUUCUCUUCUUUCUCUGAGGACGACAACAACAACAGCAAGAAAGACAUUCGCUUAGGAUCUGAUCAUUACCAAGUUUGUAGGAGAGAUUUUAGUUUCAUGGCCGAUCAAGAAGAACCGAGAAGUACUACUUCUAGGUUAAGUUCCAAGGACGACCACGACAACAACAACAACAACAAGAGCAAUAACAAUAAUAAUAAUAAUACCAAGAAUGAAGCCGAAGAUCAUGAGAUGAGACAAGAAGGAUGGCUCCGGUUAAGCACAGGCCACGAGGAUGAUGUUAAACCGGAUCUUGACAAUAAACAUCAAACCAAUCAAACGGCUGGGAGAGACUCUUUUCUAGAGCUUAACCUUUACUCUGGCGGUUCAAAUAGAGAAGAAAGAGUUGGUGUUCCAUUAAUGUCAUCUAUCUUUCAUCAUCAGCAUGAACCAGGAGGGAUGAUGAUUAAUCCAUUAAUGUUCCCUACCAGGGCUGAUCAGGAGACGAUUGGUUCUUGGGCGGCUGCUGCGUUUAGAACGCCUUUUGUCCCACAAAACCUAACGCAACCACCAUCGUCAUCUACCUCUUUGAUGAUGCCAUUCAUAGGACCUUACUUUGGUCGCUCCAGUUUUCAGCACCAGUUAAUAGGGAACAGCAAUAAUAAUAAUAAUAAUCCGGAUGUGGUGGCUGGUCCAAGCUCGAGUUUUCGAGUCAUUGAUCCUCCCAGGCGACCCCAUUCCGGCAUUUGGUUCCUCCUUCAAGCUUCUCAAAACCAGACAAGAGAACCAUUCUUGCCUCAGAUACCCAAGAGCUGCUUGAGAAUCAAGGACGGGAAGAUGACUGUUCGAAUAUUGAUGAAAUAUUUGGUGAACAAGUUGAGAUUGGAGCACGAAACCCAGGCUAAUGGAGAGGCCCAGACUAAUCCACAAGGGGAGGUGCAGCUCACGGAUAGACUCUCUCUCCGGCAGGUAGAGAUAAGAUGCAGAGGGCAAGAACUGGAGCCAGUGUUGACACUACAACACGUGAGAGAUACAAUCUGGAGAGGAAGCAGAGACAAUUCUUCUGUUUCACAAAACCUUAUUACUUUGCUUCCAAACUCAUCUACCUCUGAUCAUCUCAUGGUCCUUCAUUAUGGUAGGACUCUUUCUUAAUUAUCAUAUAUAUAUUCCUAUAAUAUUUUCUCCAUUUUAUUUAUUUUUAACACCAUAUAUUAUUCUCAAUAAAAACAACUGCCCACCCUUUCUUCUUUUAACUCAACACCUUCAAUUGUCUUCUUCCCUCUUUUUUUUGGUGGGUGGUUUUGAUUAUUUAUAUCUCCUUAAGGCCUUUUUUGUGCGAUUUGUCGAAUGAUCUAUCAAGAACAAAUGAGUAUCUAAUUCAGUAGGAGUAUGCAUGCCCCUGAUUGAUGUUUUUAUUGAUGUAUCUUCUGGGGCUGCGAGUAACAUUAACGCAUGAGAAAGAUGUGUUCCAUAUAUUUAUAAGCAUUAUUUUUCAUCCUA